CGAUGAAAUAAAUGCGCCAUUAUCAAUACCAUGGCGUCGUAUAUAUAACUGUGAUCUGUGGAAAGAAAUUCAUGAGCCCCAUGCCUUGGACAUCAGAGGCUCUCAUUGUUGGCCAUAUAGACAAUGACCGAAGACUCCGAUUCGAUAUCUGAGGAAGAACGUAGUUUGUUCCGUCCUUUCACUCGUGAAUCAUUACAAGCUAUUGAAGCACGUAUUGCAGAUGAAGAAGCCAAACAGCGAGAAUUGGAAAGAAAGCGAGCCGAGGGGGAGGUAAAUACUAGUGAUUUUGGUCGGAAGAAAAAGAAAAAAGAAAUACGCUACGAUGACGAGGAUGAGGAUGAAGGUCCCCAACCGGACCCUACACUUGAACAGGGUGUACCUGUCCCAGUUCGAAUGCAGGGCAGCUUCCCUCCGGAGUUGGCCUCCACGCCUCUCGAGGAUAUUGACGGUUUUUAUUCGAAUCAAAGGACAUUCGUAGUGAUUAGUAAAGGAAAAGACAUUUUUCGUUUCUCCGCCACCAACGCAUUAUACGUACUUGAUCCGUUUAACCCUAUACGUCGCGUAGCUAUUUAUAUUUUAGUACAUCCACUGUUUUCACUUUUUAUAAUAACGACCAUUCUUGUUAAUUGUAUAUUGAUGAUUAUGCCUACCACGCCGACAGUCGAAUCUACCGAGGUGAUAUUCACCGGCAUCUACACGUUCGAAUCAGCUGUAAAAGUGAUGGCGCGAGGUUUCAUAUUACAACCGUUUACUUAUCUUAGAGAUGCAUGGAAUUGGUUGGACUUCGUAGUAAUAGCAUUAGCAUAUGUAACUAUGGGUAUAGAUCUGGGUAAUCUCGCUGCGUUGAGAACAUUCAGGGUAUUACGAGCUCUCAAAACAGUAGCCAUCGUUCCGGGUUUAAAAACCAUCGUCGGAGCUGUCAUAGAAUCCGUAAAGAAUCUCAGAGAUGUGAUAAUUUUAACAAUGUUUUCGUUAUCCGUGUUUGCUUUAAUGGGUCUACAAAUCUACAUGGGCGUGCUAACACAAAAAUGCAUAAAAGAGUUCCCAAUGGAUGGUUCAUGGGGUAAUCUCACACAUGAAAGCUGGGAGCUGUUCAACAGCAAUGACACGAAUUGGUUCUAUUCCGAAAGCGGCGACAUUCCACUUUGUGGUAACUCAUCUGGAGCUGGGCAAUGUGAUGAAGGUUACAUUUGUUUACAAGGUUACGGCAAAAAUCCAAAUUACGGGUAUACAAGUUUUGAUACAUUCGGAUGGGCAUUCUUGUCUGCCUUUCGUCUAAUGACUCAAGAUUAUUGGGAGAAUUUAUAUCAACUGGUGUUACGAUCAGCUGGACCGUGGCACAUGCUCUUCUUCAUUGUGAUUAUCUUCUUGGGUUCGUUUUACCUUGUAAAUUUAAUCUUGGCCAUCGUUGCCAUGUCGUACGACGAACUCCAGAAGAAGGCCGAAGAGGAAGAGGCCGCCGAGGAAGAAGCACUUCGGGAAGCAGAAGAAGCUGCAGCAGCGAAGGCAGCUAAGCUGGAAGCACAACAAGCAGCUGCAGCAGCGGCGGCCAAUCCAGAGAUCGCUAAAAGCCCAUCGGAUUUCUCUUGUCACAGCUAUGAGUUGUUCGUUGGACAGGAGAAGGGCAACGACGAUAACAAUAAGGAGAAGAUGUCCAUCAGAAGCGAAGGAUUGGAGUCGGUGAGCGAAAUCACAAGAACAACCGCACCAACAGCUACUGCAGCUGGCACUGCAAAAGCCCGUAAAGUGAGCGCGGCUUCACUUUCAUUACCCGGUUCACCAUUUAAUCUUCGUAGAGGAUCUAGAGGAUCACAUCAGUUCACGAUACGUAACGGUAGAGGACGUUUCGUUGGUGUACCUGGUAGCGAUAGAAAACCAUUGGUACUCUCAACAUAUCUCGAUGCACAAGAACACUUGCCAUACGCCGAUGAUUCGAACGCGGUGACACCGAUGUCAGAGGAAAAUGGUGCAAUCAUCGUUCCAGUAUACUAUGCUAAUUUAGGUUCAAGGCAUUCGUCGUAUACUUCACACCAAUCGCGUAUUUCCUACACAUCUCAUGGGGAUCUGCUCGGUGGCAUGACGAAAGAGAGUCGCUUGCGUAAUCGAUCUGCGCGUAAUACUAACCAUUCAAUUGUGCCCCCUCCGAACGCUACUACUCUAUCUUACGCCGAUACCAACCACAAAGGACAGCGAGAUUUUGACAUGACACAGGACUGUACUGACGAUGCUGGCAAAAUAAAACACAACGACAAUCCUUUCAUAGAACCUGCUCAAACCCAAACCGUGGUAGAUAUGAAAGACGUGAUGGUGUUGAACGACAUUAUUGAGCAAGCUGCUGGUCGGCACAGUAGAGCUAGUGAUCACGGAGUCUCUGUUUAUUACUUCCCCACAGAGGAUGACGACGAGGACGGCCCAACGUUCAAGGAUAAGGCGCUCGAGUUCCUGAUGAAGAUGAUUGACAUUUUCUGCGUCUGGGACUGUUGUUGGGUUUGGCUUAAAUUUCAGGAAGGUGUUGCUUUUAUUGUGUUCGACCCAUUUGUGGAGCUGUUCAUUACGCUCUGCAUUGUAGUAAAUACGUUGUUCAUGGCGUUAGAUCAUCAUGAUAUGGAUCCAGAUAUGGAAAAGGCUCUGAAAAGUGGCAACUAUUUCUUCACAGCAACAUUCGCCAUCGAAGCAACAAUGAAGCUUAUUGCCAUGAGCCCCAAAUACUACUUUCAAGAGGGUUGGAAUAUCUUCGAUUUUAUUAUAGUAGCACUGUCCCUACUAGAGUUGGGGCUUGAGGGUGUUCAAGGAUUGUCAGUAUUACGCUCAUUCCGUUUGCUUCGAGUCUUUAAGCUCGCCAAAUCGUGGCCAACGCUGAAUUUACUCAUUUCCAUCAUGGGCAGAACGAUGGGAGCGUUAGGUAAUCUGACGUUCGUGCUCUGCAUUAUCAUCUUCAUCUUUGCCGUGAUGGGAAUGCAGCUGUUCGGAAAGAACUAUGUCGAUAAUGUGGAUAGGUUCCCGGACCAUGAUCUGCCAAGAUGGAAUUUUACAGAUUUUAUGCAUUCCUUCAUGAUUGUGUUCCGUGUGCUGUGCGGUGAAUGGAUCGAAUCCAUGUGGGAUUGUAUGCUUGUUGGCGAUGUGUCAUGCAUACCAUUUUUCCUGGCUACAGUAGUGAUAGGAAAUUUAGUCGUUCUUAACCUUUUCUUAGCCUUGCUUUUGUCAAAUUUCGGUUCUUCAUCCCUGUCUGCACCAACGGCAGACAACGAGACCAACAAGAUCGCUGAAGCAUUUAACAGAAUAUCGCGCUUUUCCAACUGGAUCAAGGCGAACAUAGCGAAUGCGCUCAAGUUUGUUAAAAACAAACUAACAAGUCAAAUAGCAUCCGUGCAACCUACAGAACAUGGCGAAAAUGAGCUGGAACUUACUCCAGAUGACAUACUGGCUGAUGGGCUGCUGAAGAAAGGAAUCAAGGAGCACAACCAACUCGAAGUGGCGAUUGGCGAUGGCAUGGAAUUUACCAUUCACGGUGAUCUGAAGAACAAAGCAAAGAAGAAUAAACAGAUCAUGAACAACUCAAAGGACGAUGAUACUGCCAGUAUCAAAUCUUAUGGCAGUCACAAAAAUCGCCCAUUCAAGGACGAAAGCCACAAAGGUAGCGCCGAAACGAUGGAGGGCGAAGAAAAACGUGAUGCCAGCAAGGAGGAUCUAGGAAUUGACGAAGAGCUAGACGACGAAGGCGAAGGCGAGGAAGGUCCGCUGGAUGGCGAGCUUAUUAUUCACGCCGAAGAAGAUGAAGUUAUCGAAGAUUCGCCGGCUGACUGCUGCCCGGAUAAUUGCUAUAAAAAAUUCCCGGUGCUCGCUGGAGACGAUGAUGCUCCGUUCUGGCAGGGCUGGGGAAACCUGCGCCUCAAAACAUUCCAGCUGAUUGAGAACAAGUACUUCGAGACUGCUGUAAUUACUAUGAUUUUGCUUAGUAGCUUAGCCUUGGCACUUGAAGAUGUGCAUCUUCCACAGCGCCCUAUUCUUCAAGAUAUCCUUUAUUAUAUGGACCGAAUAUUCACAGUGAUAUUUUUUUUAGAGAUGUUAAUCAAAUGGUUAGCUUUAGGUUUUAAAGUAUACUUUACGAAUGCUUGGUGUUGGCUUGAUUUUAUUAUCGUGAUGCUAUCGCUGAUAAACCUUGCCGCUAUCUGGGUGGGAGCGGCCGAUAUUCCAGCGUUCCGUUCGAUGCGUACACUGCGCGCCUUACGCCCGCUUCGGGCUGUAUCACGUUGGGAGGGUAUGAGAGUCGUCGUGAAUGCAUUGGUUCAAGCUAUACCGUCCAUCUUCAACGUGCUGCUGGUUUGUUUGAUAUUCUGGCUGAUAUUUGCUAUUAUGGGAGUGCAAUUAUUUGCUGGAAAAUACUUCAAGUGUGUGGAUAAAAAUAAAACAACAUUACCUCACGAAAUAAUUCCGGACGUAAAUGCGUGCAAAGCCGAAAACUACACAUGGGAAAAUUCACCGAUGAACUUCGAUCACGUCGGUAAAGCGUAUCUGUGUCUUUUCCAAGUAGCGACAUUUAAGGGAUGGAUACAAAUCAUGAACGAUGCCAUUGAUUCGCGUGAUGUUGGCAAACAGCCCAUACGGGAAACAAACAUCUACAUGUAUCUAUACUUUGUGUUCUUCAUUAUCUUUGGAUCGUUCUUCACGUUGAAUCUAUUCAUCGGUGUGAUUAUUGAUAACUUCAACGAGCAGAAAAAGAAAGCUGGAGGAUCACUGGAAAUGUUCAUGACGGAAGAUCAGAAAAAGUACUACAAUGCUAUGAAAAAGAUGGGAUCGAAGAAACCUCUUAAGGCAAUCCCACGACCAAGGUGGCGUCCGCAAGCAAUAGUGUUCGAAAUAGUAACGAAUAAGAAGUUUGACAUGAUCAUCAUGUUGUUCAUCGGCUUCAACAUGUUAACCAUGACGCUGGAUCACUACAAACAAUCAGAAACGUUUAGCGCGGUACUAGACUACUUGAAUAUGAUAUUCAUCUGCAUUUUCAGCAGUGAAUGUUUGAUGAAGAUUUUCGCUCUACGUUACCAUUACUUUAUCGAGCCGUGGAAUCUUUUUGAUUUCGUUGUGGUCAUUCUUUCGAUUUUAGGUCUUGUGUUGAGUGAUCUUAUUGAAAAAUACUUUGUAUCUCCAACGCUUCUGCGAGUCGUGCGAGUUGCAAAAGUGGGCCGUGUAUUGCGUUUGGUAAAAGGUGCCAAGGGUAUACGGACGUUGCUGUUUGCGUUAGCUAUGUCGCUGCCUGCACUGUUUAACAUCUGCCUCUUGCUCUUUUUGGUGAUGUUCAUCUUUGCCAUUUUUGGGAUGUCAUUCUUCAUGCAUGUCAAGGAUAAGAGUGGCUUGGAUGAUGUGUACAACUUUAAAACCUUCGGCCAGAGCAUGAUCUUGCUGUUUCAGAUGUCUACUUCGGCCGGGUGGGAUGGUGUGCUAGAUGGUAUUAUCAACGAAGAGGACUGUCUACCGCCGGACAAUGAUAAAGGCUACCCGGGAAAUUGUGGUUCAUCAACGAUCGGCAUCACGUACCUAUUGGCGUAUCUAGUAAUAAGUUUUCUUAUCGUCAUCAACAUGUACAUUGCUGUUAUUCUCGAAAACUAUUCCCAAGCAACGGAAGACGUACAGGAGGGCUUAACGGACGACGACUACGAUAUGUACUACGAAAUAUGGCAGCAGUUUGAUCCGGAUGGUACCCAAUAUGUACGGUACGAUCAGCUGUCCGACUUUCUGGACGUGCUGGAACCGCCCCUGCAGAUACACAAACCGAAUCGUUAUAAAAUUAUUUCGAUGGAUAUUCCUAUAUGCCGAGGCGACAUGAUGUUCUGUGUCGACAUCCUGGACGCAUUAACGAAAGACUUUUUCGCUCGGAAAGGAAAUCCUAUCGAAGAGACGGCAGAGCUCGGCGAGGUACAGCAGCGUCCGGACGAAGUCGGUUACGAACCAGUGUCGUCUACGCUCUGGAGACAACGCGAGGAGUACUGCGCCCGUCUGAUACAACACGCAUGGAAACGCUAUAAGCAGCGUCACGGCGGUGGAACCGACGGUUCCGGAGAUGAUCUUGAAAUAGAUGCCUGUGAUAACGGAAAUGAUGGUGGCAACGGCAAUGAUAAUGAUGGUAGCGGCGGAGCUGCAGUAGGUAGUGGAGACAAUGGUAGCCAAAACGCUGGUGGCAGCAUAGGCGGCGGCGGUGGCACCCCCGGUAGUGGUAAAAGUAAAGGAAUUCUCAGCGGUUCUCAGACGAACAUAGGUGUAGUGGAUCAUAGUCUAUCAUCAAAGGAAUCACCGGAUAGUAACGGCGAUCCUCAAGGCCGUCAGACGGCCGUUCUGGUGGAGAGUGACGGGUUCGUGACGAAAAACGGUCACCGCGUCGUCAUACAUUCACGAUCUCCCAGCAUAACAUCGCGAACGGCGGAUGUCUGA
Messenger RNA from Anopheles marshallii, 6423 nucleotides. It is a transcript of the gene para, whose product is annotated as sodium channel protein para. Gene Ontology annotation, biological process: sodium ion transmembrane transport; membrane depolarization during action potential; neuronal action potential. Bases 124 to 6423 code for a protein of 2099 amino acids. The transcript is spliced from 33 exons. The record is from RefSeq and is a predicted model, not a curated record. Gene Ontology annotation, cellular component: plasma membrane; voltage-gated sodium channel complex. NCBI's taxonomy places the organism in Eukaryota, Metazoa, Arthropoda, Insecta, Diptera, Culicidae. Gene Ontology annotation, molecular function: voltage-gated sodium channel activity; calcium ion binding.